Messenger RNA from Guyanagaster necrorhizus, 1057 nucleotides. RefSeq names its product glycoside hydrolase family 12 protein. NCBI's taxonomy places the organism in Eukaryota, Fungi, Basidiomycota, Agaricomycetes, Agaricales, Physalacriaceae. Gene Ontology annotation, molecular function: cellulase activity. The record is from RefSeq and is a predicted model, not a curated record. The coding region runs from base 99 to 917 and encodes 272 amino acids. Gene Ontology annotation, biological process: polysaccharide catabolic process. The transcript has 10 exons.
CUCAUCGUUAUUCCGAACUUUGCAGAAGAUUUUUCCGUAGCCGUUGAAUUCAACACCUGGUGCCAAGAAAUGGGCCCCCCGGACCGUCGUCUGCGAUAAUGUAUAAAAGUUUGAGAUCAAGAUGGCGGAGCUCAAGUAUGUUCUUCCAAGCUUUUUCGGUUUCGGCAGUAGUCUGUUUCGCAUUGGUUCUUUCAUCUCCAAUACCUGACCAAGAAACUACUGCCCUUGCAAAGCGUGGUGCAGUGCUCUCUGGACAGUGGGAUACAGAAUCUGAGGUUGGUCGGCGGUUUAUCCUGGAAAAUAAUCUGUGGGGUAUGAGUGCUGCUACUAGCGGCUCUCAGAACUCUCAAGUCACGGCAACGAGCGGAAACACAAUCACUUGGCAUACUACGUAUACAUGGCAGGGCGGGAAUUCCGAUGUGAAGAGCUACGCAAACUUGGACCUACGUGUUGGACUUGGUAAAAGUAUAUCUUCUAUCGGCUCCAUCCCUGUUACUUGGCAAUGGAGUUAUAGCAAUGCUUCCUCUGGCUUGGUUGCAGAUGUCUCCUAUGACCUUUGGCUUUCGAAUGUCGCCUCUUCUAGUGGCGCCUCGUCGACCUCUACUUACGAAGUUAUGAUUUGGUUGAGCACUCGUGGAGGUGCCGGACCGGCAGGCUCUCAGAUUGGCACGGCGACUAUCAAUGGUGUUACAUGGAAGCUAUACCAAGGCACUGUCUCCACUUGGACCGUCUACUCGUUCGUAGCUCCCAACGAGAUCUCGAGCUUCGAUUCUGAUCUCAAACCAUUCCUGACCUAUCUUACGUCCAAUCGCGGUGUUUCGUCGUCUCAAUUUCUGGUUCAAGCUCAGGGAGGUACCGAGCCCUUCAUCGGCUCCGCUACGCUUAGCACAAGCGCGUACGCUAUUUCAAUCAACUGAGUGUUUGGUUGCAAGAAGUAUAUAGCUUACCCGUAUCUGUGAAGAAUUCAAAUUUAGUUGACGCAUGUACUGGCGGUGAUAUCCUGUUUUGGUCUUUCACCUUUACACUCUACUGCUCUGCAUGCCCAUCCAUCCAUCAU